This is a messenger RNA of Platichthys flesus (European flounder), 4309 nucleotides long. Its product is annotated as protein Niban 2-like. The record is from RefSeq and is a predicted model, not a curated record. Lineage: Eukaryota; Metazoa; Chordata; Actinopteri; Pleuronectiformes; Pleuronectidae. The transcript has 14 exons. The coding region runs from base 238 to 3486 and encodes 1082 amino acids.
AGGGAGGGUGUGUCUGUCCGAGAAACAGGCCGAGCACUUUUCCUUCUGUCCGCCACCGCCCGUCUCCUCCGUGCGCUUCAGUCACUCAGUGAAACAGUGGAGAGGAGCUGAGGAGGUGUCUAGGAAGUGUCUGCUCCUCUCUCAACUGAUUCCCCUGCGUGUGUCCUGCGAGAAGACCGAGAAGACCCGCUUCCGACCUGCAGACGCGUCAGUCUGGCACUGUGACUUUCAUCCAGCAUGGGGGACGUCAUUUCCAGUCACCUGGAUGAGGCCAAACGGGAGAUUAUCUCAGCUCGGACUGGGGCAGUUAUAGGGGACUUUGGGCGUCUGUACGAGCAGCAGUAUGGAGUGGCUCUCUUCAACAAAGUUCGUUUUGACAUAGAAGGAGGAGGUGGCCCCCAACCCCAGCUGUUGCAUCGCAAGAUUCCUCUGGAGAACAAGUCCAUCUUCUCUGGCUCACUCUUUCAGUACCUGGAGGAGAACAAGAAAUGGAGGAACCACUUCUUCUUCAUCCCGGAUUCCUAUAACAUCAACUUCUAUGACAACAAAGUGUCCCAUGACAAAGGCCUCACUCCCAAAGGAACCAUCAACUGUGCUGGCUACAAAGUGCUGACAUCCAUGGAGCAGUACCUCGACCUGAUCAGCAACAGCCUGCCUGAUGUGAAAGCCAAGGUGGGAAGUUCUCCAUUCCUAAAGUGUGCCAGUCAGUUCCCGCUGAUCCUCUGGCACCCUUAUGCCCGUCACUACUACUUCUGUGUGGGGACAGAGAAAGAACAACAGAAGUGGCAAGCUGUCUUACAGGACUGUGUCCGUCAUGCCAAUGAUGGUUUGUCAGAGGAGAAAAAAGUCCAAACACCAGCCUUUACUGAUGCAGUACGACACUACCGCCAAGCUCAAGGGCACUAUGGCACCUGGGAAAUGAUGUGUGGUGUACCAUCACAGAUCCUGUCUAACCUGGUGAUGGAGAAUCUCCUUCCUGAGCUGAGGGAGCUCAUCUCCCCCCGCCUGAAGGGCAAACUGCACGAGAGGCAGAGGAACUGGAUGCUGAUCAGUGAUGCAGUGUACAGCCUGGUGCAGGGCCAGUGUCAAACCCAGUAUGAUGCAGUGGUGCAGAAGUGUGAGGCAGCCCGUUCCUCUCUGGAGGCUUCCAUACGAAAAGACAUGGACCAGAUCAUCACAUCCAAGGAGCACGUCACCAACAAGAUCAAGGCUGUGGUUCUCCCCAAAUCUGAGAAGCUGUUGAAGGUGAGCAUCCAGCCCUACAUCAGCUCCAUCCUGGAUGCCCUGAUGGAGCCGACCAGCCGAGGCUUCUCAGAGGUCCGCGACGUCUUCUUCAGAGAACUGGUGGACAUGAGCAAGAACACCCUCAAUGAGGGCACCAAAGAGACCAUGGCACAGCACAUGGAGAAGAUAUCCAUGCUGGCCUUCCAUCCAGUGAAGAUGAACAGCUGCUAUGAAAAGGUGGAGCACCUGAGCCUGGAUGGUCUGCAGCAGAGGUUUGACGUGUCCAGCCCCUCAGUGUUCGUCCAGAGAGCCCAGAUCCUCAUGAGAGAGCAAAUGGACGAUGCUGUUUAUACGUUUGAACAGAUCCUUCACCAGAGCCUUGAGUCUCAGGGCACAGAGGAGCUCUGUAAGACCAUCCAGCGCUGCCAGGACCGAGUCAUCAAGAAGUUUGACUAUGACAGCAGCACGGUGAGGAAGCGUUUCUUCCGCGAGGCUCUCCUCCAGAUCUUCAUCCCCUACAUGCUGAAGCAGCUCGGCCCCUCCUGUGGCUCGGAGCUGCCGCGCUUCCAAGAGCUGAUCUUUGAGGAUUUUUCCCAAUUCAUCCUGGUGGAGAACAUCUUUGAGGAGGUGGUGCUGCUCUCGGUCAUGAAGGACAUCAUGAUGGCUGUGAAGGAGGCGGCGGUCCAGAGGAGACACAACCUUUACAGGGACAGCAUUGUCAUCAGCAACAGCGACCCCAGUCUGCACCUGCUGGGAGAGAACCCCUCCAUCGACUGGGCCAAGGAACACGGGGGAGGUCAGGGAGAGGCGGACGGAGCAGAGGAGGACGCUGAGGGCCACUGUGAGAGUGAAAGUGGGGAGCCCCAGAAGACGAGGAGGAUGAAGCAAAUUGUGUCCAUGAUCCAAGUGGAAGAGUCCUCAGGUAUGCACAACGAGUCGUGCAUUGAGGUGCCCGGCAACGAAGACAUCCAAGAGGGGGAUGAGGAGGAGGAGGUGGAGAAGGAGGAAGAUAGGGAUGAGAACUCGGACUGUAAAGCUUCUCCUGACCAGAUUAAAUCUGCAAGUCAGAAAGCUUCAGAAAACCCUCUGACCUUGUCUAAUGGAUCUACUCUGACGGAGGAGGAAGCCAAACCAGAGGAGCAGGUUAAACAAAUCCCUUGCAUGGUUGAAUCUGCUACAGAAAGUGUUUUGGCCUCAGAGGAGAAGGAGGUGGGAGAGGACAGUCAGCCGAAGCUGGAUGAACUACCACCCUCCAACCAGGAGGUGUCCGAGGAGAUAUUGCCCCCGGCACCUUCUCUCAAUGAAGUCCCAUCAGGGGCUACAGAAACAACCCCACCAGAGGUGGCCGCUGACUUUCCCCCACCUCUGCAUGAUGACAGCGGUUUCCAGUCUCCCAGUACUGAUGGGGCAGCGGCAGAAGAGGCAGCGGCCUUGCUGCCAGCAGGGGAGCAUGCCGGGGAGCAGCCAGAGGGGCAGCCAGAGGGGCAGCCAGAGGGGCAGCCAGAGGGGCAGCCAGAGGGGCAGCCAGAGGGGCAGCCAGAGGGGCAGGCUGAGGGGCAGGCUGACUUUCCCCCACCUCUGCAUGAUGACAGUGGUUUCCAGUCUCCCACUACUGAUGGGGCGGCGGCAGAAGAGGCACUGGCCUCGCCGCCAGCAGCAGAGCAUGCCGGGAAGCAGCCAGAUGGGCAAGCAGGGGAGCAGGCACGUAAGCAGACAGAGGAGCAGGCAGAUGGGCAGGCAGGUGAGCAGACAAUGGAGCAUGCAGAAGGGCAGGCAGAGGAGCAGGAAGAGGGGCAAGCAGGGGCGCAUGCAGAGGGCCAGUUAGAAGGCCAGUUAGAAGGCCAGUUAGAAGGCCAGUUAGAAGGCCAGUUAGAAGGCCAGGCAGAGGGCCAGGCAGAGGGCCAGGCAGAGGGCCAGGCAGAGGGCCAGGCAGAGGGCCAGGCAGAGGGCCAGGCAGAGGGCCAGGCAGAGGGCCAGGCAGAGGAGCAGGCAGAGGAGCAGGCAGAGGAGCAGGCAGAGGAGCAGGCAGGGGAGCAGGCAGGGGAGCAGGCAGAUGGGCUAGCAGGGGAGCAGGCAGGUGAGCAGACAGAGGAGCAUGCAGAAGGGCAGGCAGAGGAGCAUGCAGAAGGGCAGGCAGAGGAGCAGGAAGAGGCGCAGGCAGGGGCGCAGGCAGGGGCGCAGGCAGGGGCGCAGGCAGAGGAGACGAGUACCGCUGCCCCACCAGAAGCCAAAACCAAUGACUCUGAGAACAAAGAGCAGUGACGACAUGUUGUCCACUUGUCUGACCUGAACUGAAUCCUGCCCUGUCAUUGUCGCUGUCUUUGACAAACCUUAAAACACACUUCAUGCUGUUUGUACUUCACUCAGCAGAUUGUUUUCACCGAGCAGGGCUCAGGUGCUGUCGUCAUCUACUUUUUUUAAUGUUUUUUUGAGAUCUCUAUCCUCAUAAAUUCCACACUUUUCUUUUCACCUAUAUGUACAAAUGUGAGCGACCUUCAGUCAUUAAUGGUUCUAAACACAACAAGUGAAGAACAUCUGAACACAGGCGCUGUUAAAGAAACCUGUGUAAUCUGAUGCGGCUUGUGAGUUGUUUCACCUCUGAGUGGCCUUCAGUAACAUUAGGAGUAUUGUAUGCCAUGUGUUGGUGCGAGUACAGACUGUACCAUUGGCAAGUCACUAUGGUGAUGGGCAUCUCAAACCAAGUGACGUAAAAACAGCCACAAUUCUUAUUUGCGCAAUAAAUCUCAUUUAUCAACAGAAAAUCAUUUCCAGAAUGAGGAAACUUCUCAGAGGUGGUUUUCAUUAACUGUCCUCAUGUGCAUGUGUUGGGAGUAACACUAUCUUACAUGAGUUUGUGCUUUAAGAAAGCUUAUGUGUAUGUCUAUGUAUAUAUAUGCGUCUAUGACCAAUCUGUCUUUUUACAAAUUUUAUAUAAUUUCAUCAGUGCCUAUACUGACAACUCAGUCCCUGUUUUAUUUAUUAUUCUGCACCCCUUCUCUUUUGUGACCAAUUUCAUUUUAGAUAAAUUUUACUCUUGUUUUCAAAUGAAUGUUAUUGAUAAUAAAUCAUUAUCGAUUAAAUAUUA